GUGCUGUAGGCUUCUCUAGAGCACACUGGCACCGUGAGCGUUUGGUGGUAGGUGUGUAGCGUCAUUAUUGUCGGGUCCUACUCCACCCCAGAUGGUGCUUUGCUUGGCCAUGGAUUCCAGGGAGGAUGGAGAAGCCUGGAUGGAGGAGCAGUGGGAGAAAUGGCUUACCAACGACAUGAGUCUGGACGAGUAUGAAGAUGAUGACCUAUCAGAGGUGACGGAGAUCACAGAUGGAAAUGAUGGGGACCGUAGUCACAGGGACUAUAACAUUCAGGAUCACGUGAGUCUCCAUGCCAAUAGGAGUGCGGAGCAGGGCCGGAGGAGGGGUGUGCUGGAGCUGCAGAAGGAGAUGCUUCAGCUGGACCUGAUCGACGCCGAGGGAGGAUCCCAGGAAGAAGAAGAAGAAGAGGGAGAGGAGGAGGAAGAAGAGGAGGAGGUGGAGGAGAGGCCUCUGCUGCUCAUCGAUGAGCGCCGGGAGGAAGAGCGGUCUCUCAUCGCCGCCAUGGAUACGUACCGGCCCAAGAGACCCACCACCCUCAAUCUGUUCCCACAGGUACCCCACACUCAGGACACAAUAAAUAAUAACUCAUUUGAGAAGGACAGAAGGAAAGAGAAGAAGACUCAUUCCUCUUCACCUCAUAUAAAAGGAGACAAGGCUUCUACUGCUGAACAUGUUAGUCCUAACGUUGGGGACAAAGUCCAAGCAAGUGCCCAAGUGGAUGCUAAGCCUGGUGUAGCCGACUCUACAACACACAAAACUUCAGCCACCAACUGCAAGAAGCAGGGCAAACCUUCAGAGUCCAGAGUCAACAAAGUCCAGGCUGAUAAACACACAGACAUGCGAGAUACCACCAGAAGCGGGACUCUGGUAGAGGGCAGCAUGGGAAAUAUCUGCAAGGAAAAGGCACACUACCACACCCUGAACGGCUGCCGUGAACAAGUUCAAUAUCCUCAGGAAAAUGGGCAUAUACAGAACAACUCGGACGAAAACAAGGACAGGAGCAAGGAGGAGACCCAGGAGAUCCACCUGACGCCUGUUUGUCCUGAACAGGAAAGACCUUUCCUUUCACAGAGCAGCGACAGCAACCGCAUGUCCAUCAGUUCUGAUACCGAACUCCCAUCUUUGCAUUUCCAUUCUUUGGCUGAACGCACCAACCCCUCCAUCAGUGAGGAGGAUGAAGUCUACCCCCCGACUCCGCCUUGCAGGACUGAUAGCCUCAGUGAGGCAACAGACUCCAUUUCAGCUGCAAAAGCAGCAGACGCCGUAGCCUCGAACGCAGCCGUCAGCCAGGACGCCUCGGGACUGACAUACGACUCGGUGAAGUACACCCUGGUGGUGGACGAGCACGCCCAGCUGGAGCUGGUCAGCCUGAAGCAGUGCUACCAGGGCUAUGAUAGCGACAGCGACAACACCGUCUAUGAGUCGGCUGUCGAUGAGGACGAGGAGGAUCAUGAUGUAGAGGAAGAUGAUGAAGAAUCAGGAGCCAGAAGUAUGAACAGAGACACUUCUGGAUUGUCCACGGACUCUGCCACCGACACCACUUCAGACGCACCCCGCUCUCGCAAGUUCGUCAACCUCUUUGUGAACAGGUUUCCCCGCUUUCCUGGUGUGGAAUCGUUCGGUCUUUUCUCCUGCAUUAUCGAUGGUGAAGAAAGAGAGCAGAGCCACAGAGCAGUGUUCAGGUUUAUCCCGAGACAUCAGGAUGAGUUAGAAUUAGAGGCAGACGACCCGUUGCUGAUGGAAAUGCAGGCGGAGGAUUUUUGGUGUGAAGCUUAUAACAUGCGCACAGGUUCCAGGGGAGUUUUUCCUGCUUUUUAUGCUGUAAAGGUCACCAAGGACAAAGAACCUAAAGAGGUGAAAAGCGACUGGUUAGACACUUUCUGGGUGAAAUUCCUGGGUUCGGUUCAAGUGCCAUAUCAUAAAGGGAAUGAUGUGCUUUGUGCAGCUAUGCAGAAGAUUGCGUCAAACAGAAGAAUGAUGCAGUUCAACCCACCGUCUGUGUGCAUUGUGGAGAUCAACAUACGGGGGGUGAAGAUCAUCGUUCAGGACGAGUGUCAGGUUUCUGGAAGGGGUGACAAGUACUGCCACUUCUUUCAGCUGAAGAACAUUUCGUUCUGUGGAUGCCACCCAAAGAAUAACAAGUAUUUUGGACUAAUCACCAAACACCCAGCACACCAGACGUUCGCCUGCCAUGUGUUCUUCUCGGAGGAACACGCCCCAUAUCUUGCUGAAUCCGUUGGGAAAGCAUUUCAGCAGUUCUAUAAAGAAAACAUGGAGUACUCCUGCCCUACAGAAGACAUCUUCCUGGAAUGAGCUUUGCUCCGUCGCGUUCCUUUGCACUGCUCCAUACCCUGUUCUAUAAAGUGUUGCAUGUUGGGUCACAGAAACCUCCUUAACAGGUCCUGCUCUAACACUCAUUUCUAUUUUAGGCAACGCGUACUUAUAAAAAGACAUGAUGUGUGUUUACAGAGCUGUUUUUGACUAUUGCAUCCUUUAAAUAUCAAGACUCCUAAAGCUUUUGCUAACAAUUUGAACAUGACAAUAAGAGGGUAUUGAGUCUAUUUUAAAGGCAUUAUCAUCAAUAACCGACAGUGCAGAUGCUUCUAAAUCAUUUAUUUAGAACAUAUGGCUGAAUUUAUGAAAGUGUAUAACUGUAAAAUGCUUUGUUUAUCCAGUAUUGAACCAAAUGUAGAGGCAUCUGUUACCCAUUAAAUCAAAUCAAAGAUGCUUGCGGCCCCAAGGAGGCGGGUGGGCAGGCGGGCGUGUUUGUCUUAAAUUCACUUUGAUUGGCAUGCACUUUUCUCAAGGUAUUGGGUUGUACAGUUGAGAUUAAACGUUACACACAUCA
Molecule: messenger RNA, 2849 nt
Organism: Trichomycterus rosablanca
Lineage: Eukaryota; Metazoa; Chordata; Actinopteri; Siluriformes; Trichomycteridae
Gene: mapk8ip1a
Product: mitogen-activated protein kinase 8 interacting protein 1a
Exons: 12
Coding region: 92-2314 (740 amino acids)
Biological process (GO): regulation of JNK cascade; JNK cascade
Cellular component (GO): cytoplasm
Molecular function (GO): JUN kinase binding; MAP kinase scaffold activity
Source: RefSeq, a predicted model, not a curated record